Messenger RNA from Anas platyrhynchos (mallard), 1445 nucleotides. RefSeq names its product ecto-ADP-ribosyltransferase 5. The record is from RefSeq and is a predicted model, not a curated record. NCBI's taxonomy places the organism in Eukaryota, Metazoa, Chordata, Aves, Anseriformes, Anatidae. Gene Ontology annotation, molecular function: NAD+ poly-ADP-ribosyltransferase activity; NAD+-protein-arginine ADP-ribosyltransferase activity.
AGGCGAGCGAGCAGCAGCUCCGGGUCUGCCCCUUUCCUGUUUUCUGUUUUGCAGCUCCGGUUUCAGCCCUGGCCCUGCACAGGGCCCCCGGGGCCUGCUGGGCUGGGACAACCCACCCGCAGGGACACCCGUGGGCAGGGGCACCCACCCGCAGGGACAUCACCGCCGGGAAUGGGACACCACCGGGACAGGGACACCACUGGGACAGGGACACCACCGGGACAGGGACACCACUGAGCCGGAGGUGCCAUGGGCCUGAGGAUGAUCCCGCGGCUGCGCUGGGCAUGGCUGUGCCUCGGGGCCCUGCUGGCAGCCCCCUGGGGGAGGACCCCCCAGUUCCUGAUGGACAUGAGCCACGACGCCUUUGAUGACCAGUACGAGGGGUGCACGGAGGCGAUGGAGGCGGUGGGGCCGGCGCUGCUGGCGCAGGAGCAGGCGCGGGGCAAGUCCAGGCUCUUCGGCAGGGUCUGGGCACGCGCCGGGGAGCGGUGGCAGCAGGUGAAGGGCUCGCUGGCUGCCCGCCUGCCCCGCUUCAAGGAUGAGUACGGCCAGGCCGUGAUUGCCUACACGGACAAUGGCCUGCACCACUUCUUCAACGCGGCCAUGCGGGCCGGGCGGUCGCGGGCUGCUUACAACGCCAGCUUCCCCUUCAAGGCGCUGCAUUUCUACCUGACCAGAGCCCUGCAGCUGCUGCGGCGUCCCUGCGAGGCCACCUACGGGACACCGGUGUACCGGGGCAUCGCCCACACCCGCUACCAGCUGCAGGGCGCCAGCCCCUUCAGGUUCGGCUCCUUCGCCUCCUCCUCCUUCAGGAGGGAGCAGGCAGAGAGCUUUGGGCAGGACACGUUCCUCAGCAUCCGCAGCUGCUUUGGGGUCCCCAUCCACGCCUUCUCCUUGUACACGGAGGAGGAGGAGGUGCUGAUCCCUGGCCACGAGAUCUUCUGGGUCUUCCCGGACAAGGGCAGUCACCGCUUUGUCCUGCGGAGCACCAACAGGACCUGCAGCCACUUCAACUGCGCCUUCCUGGGUUACGAGAAGAGCCCGGAGUGCAGGGGCAGCACAGCUGGUCCCAGGCACAGAGAGGAGCUGUGAAGGGCAGCGCCCAGCUGGUGGCCUGGAGGAGAAAAGCCAGUGACCAUGCAGAGAGCGCCUCACCCGCCGUCCUGCCUCAUGCACCUCUGGGCCCAGUGACACCAGUGCCGGGCUGGUCUGCUGGGGCUCACCCCGGACCGUGCUCACAGGAGGGCACCCGGCACCAAGCAGCACCCAGCCCCCAGGACAGGGGAAGCUUUGUACCAGUUCACAUUAUUUUGUGUUUUUCCAGCUUCCCAUUUUUAGCAACUUCGCAGCCAGACAAGGCUUGCACCCUCACCUGGACCCAGCCCCAAAACUUCACAGGUGGUUCCACGUCUCACGGACUGCUGGCAAUGAAAGCUCAGACCCAG